AUGCGGGACGAUUUUUACGGGCUGCCGCUGGAGAUGCCGAGGCCACCCAAAAAAAAGGUUGGACUCGAGACUUUCGAUGCUUCCUCGGGUUUUGACUCCAUUUUUAAAGCAUCGGUUGUGAAAUCUCUGAGUAUAACUCUAGUUAGAGACGUUGAUGGCAAGACCUUUGUCAAUGCUUUGGAUGGCGUUAUUGCUCGCUGGAUUCAGAAACGGACCGAUGAGGAAGAAUCGUCACUGUCGGCCUUCCGGAACAGCUUUCUAGGGCGCAAUCUCAAACAGGGAACAACCAUCUAUUUAACUUGGUUGGAACCCUCAAGAAUGCUGGAAACAAUAGACUCUGAUGUCUUAGAUUUCCAAAUCAGCUUGUUUGAAUUUGUUAUUUCCUCGGUCUCGGUUUCGACGAAAGACCAAGGUCCAUCCCAAGUGGACGCUGAGGUCAAAUCAGCUACUGUCAAUUAUGCUCUAUAUGAUGGCUUCUUCGGCAGCUCUCCUGUGUCCCCCACUUUGAGAUCUUCCACUGCUCAGCUGCUAGAAGCUAUCCUUACAAAGUGACAUGCAGAGCAGGAUCAUGUAUGGUCCCUGAAGACAAAGUGCAGAGUGAUGAAUAAAUACCAUAUUAGUUUUCUUGGAUAAUUGCAUCUCAUAUAUUGAAUUUUUUGCAUGCAUCAUAUAAUCAAAAUUGGCGGUGCAGAUGUGUUUAUGCUUCCAGGAUUUUUCGUUUUUCCGAGAGUGUCUCGUGUAACUCAAAAUAAUACAUUUGAAAUACGAGCAUUUUGUUAGUUUGUAGGUUAAUUUUUUUUGGCCCAGGCAGCUUGGUUCGCUUUCUUUUGCGGGUUAGUUUGUAGCUACAGG
This is a messenger RNA of Aegilops tauschii subsp. strangulata, 852 nucleotides long. RefSeq names its product fatty-acid-binding protein 3, chloroplastic-like. Gene Ontology annotation, molecular function: fatty acid binding; intramolecular lyase activity. Lineage: Eukaryota; Viridiplantae; Streptophyta; Magnoliopsida; Poales; Poaceae. Gene Ontology annotation, biological process: fatty acid metabolic process. Gene Ontology annotation, cellular component: chloroplast stroma. The record is from RefSeq and is a predicted model, not a curated record.